AGCAAGGUCCCACAUCCUGGUACUUUUUCCACCGUUGUCAAGGCAGCUGUAGAGAGAAAGGCUGGCUCGCGGAAAGUAGCUGCAGUGUCCUGACAGUAUAUCUGUCCAAACGUUAACAAACUGUCCCGGAAAGUUAGGUGUAACUAUCAGGUAAUGCAUAUGCAUGUUUUUUCACACCUUUCCGACAAUCCAGCUCUUUCAGCGCUGGCUUGGUUCUAUGCUUUUCGAUUCAUUUAGACAAGGAACAUACACGCAGACAGACGCGAGUCCGUGUGGACAGGGGAGGAGGAAGAGCUUGUCCAUUGUACGCUGGUAGAGACAGCGCUUUUAGACGAAUGAAUAUCACGAAAUGUGUCAAACGUUUCGGUCGCUUUUCGUUGGAAUUUGUAUCUAUGGUUUGGUACGUGUCAGCACAUUCUGCUUGUUGUGCGUAUCAUAAUAAAUAAAGAAUAAAAAAUGGCACACGACAGACAUAAUUUGUGAUAGACGGAGGGACAUGGUUUAAAGAGACACUGCCAUUUUUUCUCUUCCUGGUUGUUGUGCAUGGUCUUUUGACGCUGGAUGUCAGAGAGACACAACCUGCGUUUUGGAAGCGUUUUUAUAAAUGUUUUCUUCCGAGGAAAUGUGUUUUUUGCAACAUUAUAGCCUAUGCUACACGUAGGCUGCUCUGAACUUGUGCUAUGGUAGAAAAUAAAUGAAUGAAAAUAUCAAGAAAUCCCUUAAUUAUCUGUACAGUAUUGGUGUAGAUGCAUUUCUUUUUUGUUUUCAACUUUUUCGUUUGUUCUGUGUACAUUAGGACCACAUUUUUUUUUUAUUAACUAGCCCUACAUUAAUAAGUUGAAUCGUGUGCACACCUCAAAAAACAAGUUAUUUCGUGCUUCUACUGAAUUCAGUAUCUCAGCCAUCACGUAAUUGGGUUAAUAACUGUCAAAAUACGUACAAUUAUAUAAAUAUAAUCCAAUGCAGUGAAUAUUUACCCUCACUGUUGGAAUAAAUGAAUGCGCUGCAACCAGAUUAAUAUGGUAUGAAGAUGUAUUUUUGUUUAUUUAAUUCCUAAACUGGAAAAAUAUUAAAUCAGUUUCAGCUAACAUCCCAAUUUACCAAGCACGGUUAGUGUUUUUUUUUUUCUCCAUACAUUGUUAACCUUUAUGUCUCGAUAAGCCUCUUGUUUAUACUUUCAGGUUUACCAUCAGGUGUAUGUUACUGUCAUAAUGUAGAAGGUGACCACUAAAGAUGGGAGACAGACAAGCCAACAUCUAUAAGAUGUUACUCAGUAGCGUUCUACAUGAAUGCUAAAGGUUAACGACAUCCAUACUUAGUGAACAUUGGACGACGAAGAGGAGGAUGAAUAGGGAAUCCGCAGCGAGCACAGUUUUGUGAAGAGCGGCACAGGUGACCUAGCUGUCAAGUAACCAUAAUGCCAACCACGAAGGGAACCGGUGCGCCUGGCAGCCCACGUGGGCAGCGUUACCGACCAGCCUCAGAGUUUGACGAUGCCACACUUGCCCAGAAGAGAGAGUACUGGAGGAACAAAAAACGAGAGCAACGGGCCAAGCUGUCAGAGGUCAAGAGGGAGAGGUCAAAAGCAGCAAACAGAGGGAGUAAAUCCUCGGGCGGCAAUGUAGUUGUUAACUCAGUGCCAUUCAAUUCCAGUGGCUCUUGUUCAAUGACAAGGUCUGCUCCCCCAUUGUUGAAUAGCGAUGGUUCCUACCAAAAUGAUGUUUGUGGUGCACCAGUAGUCUUACUGAAAGGAAAGGGUUCUGCUGUCUCCUAUCAUCAGAACUAUACUGUUGGAGAGGGUGAGCAAAACUCUUCCUCAGCAAACCAAAAGGAGAGGUGGUUUCAGAGGAUAAAACUCAACAAAGUUUUACCACAGUUCCAAACGUCUGGCGCAGAUCAAGAGAAAGGUGCAAUGGUGUGCCAGAUGGUCGUAAAAAGUUCGCCAACGGGGGACGCCGUGAUCGGAGACGUUACCUCAGCCAAACCCAAUGGAGUGCUGCUAAACUGCGGCUCCUCUGCAUCUCCGGGAAGCGUGGCGACGAGACCCUCUGGUUCGGCACCUGGCAAGCUGCAGGGCGGAGUGACUCUCCUCAAUGGCAGCUCCUCUGUAGUGUCAACGGAGCCGCAUCUGGCAACCCCAGGUGAAUCAACACCCGAUGCGUCAACUAAUGCAGUGCAUGUGCAGCACAGGCCGCUGACCGCUAAUUCUGCCACAGGGACUAGCCAGUCUACCCCUAACCUUAUUCACAAACCAGGGGGUAGGCCUAGAGGGAUGAAAGUAACACCGCUAGUUGGGAAAAAUAGUGCCUUGGCAGCGGCACAAGGGGUUAGAAGCAUCAACGACACACCAGCCUCUCUGGAGACUGAGGAGGAGAGAGCUGCCAAGCGCAGGGAGAAUUGGCGCAUCAAGAAGAGGGAACAGAGAGCGAAGCAGGCGGCUAGCUUAAAGAAGGCCAGUGAGAGGAUCAGGAGCAUGGAUGUGUCGUUGCAGAAAGCACCGCAGUUACCCAGCAUGGUCGUGGCACGUCCCCCUUCUGCUUUGACCGGACAGGGCCAGAGGCAAUGCGUCAAUAGGGCCAGGGCCCCGUUCACCUCAGCCGGACGCCUGCUGAAGAAUGCCAGAGCCGUGGCAACCGUUGCGGUCAAAAGGGAAUCUGAGGAUUCGACCCUGGCAAAGCUAGCAGCAGUUGACGCUAAUGGACCAACUGUACAGCUUAAACUACAAAAUCUGCAGGAGGCUAACGCGACGAUGCAGACUCGUAUUGCAUCUAAUAUAAUUGGUUAUAAACCAGCAGGGGAACCAAUCACAAGCCUCCCGGGUCCGGUGCCGUUUGCAAACACUAGCCGAGGGUUGGUCCGUUGUAGAACUCCGAGGCAGAGGUUCAUUGAAACCCAAAGAAAUUUACUGGGUCAGAGGAACAUGAGAAAGUUCCCGUGUCACGCCGCAGCCUUCACAGCCCACAGUGCACCCCAAGAUGACCCAAUGGAGACGCCCGAGCAGUUGGCGGCCAGGAAGCGGGAGUACUGGCGUGUCAAGAAGCGGGAACAGCGUGCCAAGCUGUCAGUGGAAGUAAGGGCUAAGAUGAAGGAGAGGGAUGGUCUGCUACGAAGAGUCAAGCGUUACCAGAGCAUACUGGAGGAUAUGAGGAAGGCCAGAGUGGCGGGCUGCAACACGCUGUCACAACCGCCAGGAAAUAGGCCUACCCAUACUAGCGCCUCAGAGACCAUAGGAGGUUUCAUCAAGGAAGACGGUACAUUGACCAAUAAAAUUCCCCAAAUUGAUCUCACUACAGAAGUGAAAGACACCGGAGGAAUGCGCGUUAAUAAUUCAUUCGCCAACACGCACCACCAACAUCAGCUGCUUCCCAAUGUACCUGGGGAUGCCUCUAGCAAUGUGUUGUUGAGUCACCCAAUACGAGUUAACCCGCCACCUUUAAUCCGUCCCGCUCAGGUCAAAGUCUCCUGUCCUCCGAUCGGCCUGUCACUUGCCAAACCUCCCAGGUUAGUAUCAAUAAAACCAAGGACUGAUUUCCGUGCCGCUCCAAAUUCACACCCAGUUAUCCAGCCCCAGAGUCAUAUUACCCUCACACACCCUCAAAACACUCAAAACCCCUUUCCUGGUGUGCCUAAAGCAAUGCCACAUUCAGCUAGCUGCGUCAUGAAGAUGGCCGUCAAAACCUCUAACGUCUCCACUGUGCUGAACUUGGACCCGAAGCUAACAGAGGAGGAAAGGAUGGCUAAGAAGAGGGAGUACUGGAGGGUGAAGAAACGAGAGCAGAGGGCAGCCCGCGCCAAUCGGCUACGGCAAGGAGCUCAAGCCAGGGGAAAUGCUGCCUCGCAGAAGAGGCGAAACCAGAGGUUAGCGCGAUUAUCUACGGCCAGUCCCAAUGUCAACAACUCUGUGAAUAACAUGCCGACUAUCAAGCCUCUUUCAAAUACCAGCGUGUCCGUGCCUCCGCAGGGACACAAUAUCAAACAAGAGAGAGACUCGACCUCAGUAGACCCACCAUGUCCUCUGCAGGAACUGGAAUGUGUAGACGUCAAACCGCCGCCGCCACCACCGCCGCCGCCACCUGAGCCACAACUGAGUGAGCCGGCAGACCUGGCGUUGAGUGCCGACAGCCAGGCUACCACUCUCCUGGCGGUGGCCUCUAUGAAGAAGCUCCUGGAGGAAUCGCUGAGCACCGUGGCCGACUGUAAAACAGAGCAGCCCGACUGCAUGGCGGAACAGCUGCCUUGUAAAACAGAGCCUCAAGCCUACCCUUCUGAGGAGGCGCAUGUCCAAAUGGAGGUCAAGCCAAAUCUACCUCUGCUCACCCUGGGAGACGAGGAGAAGGUUUCCCUAUCUGCUGAUCUGUCAUUGGAGGUCAAAGGGUGGCAGGUGGAUGCUGACUCCCUCCCGCCAUGUCAGGUGGCAUUUCAUCCACUGAGCCCCAACCCAAAAUACUCUCCCCUGUCCAAUGGCACUGAGACCCCCUGUUUCCCGGCCCCUGCUCACGAGCCCCAGUCUCAUUCACCCGUACACUCCCACGCGGCGGCCUCUGGAGAACCUCUCCUCCCAUACCCUCGCAGAGCCCAGAGGCUGCGUGAUAAGAAAACCGGUCACCACCAUUGCUGCUCUCCAGAACCCCCCAAGUUACACCACCAUGCUCCACAACAACAACAACAACAACAACCACCACCUCGUCAACAAGACCAGUAUCAACUGCUACAACAUCAACAGACAACCCGGCAGCAACAGCAGCAUCACCACGCCCCGGCGGCAGCAGACCACAGUGUGACUCUGCAGAAGAGGGAGUACUGGAGGAUAAUGAAGAGGCAGCAGAGAGCCAGGAAGGCCCGGCAGGGAGGAGGGGGGCUCAGGCAGGGGGACUACAGUAGACGACUGGCCCUCAAAGCAGCACAGGCCCCAAGCCUCUUCAUCGUCAAGACACAGACACAGAGGCCCGGGCAGAAAAGUGGGAGCUUCAGUCUUCAAGCACCGCCGUUGCUCAGUCCACAGCCUUCCCCGCUUCUCCGGCCCAUUUCCCCUCCUGCCUCUGGACCCCAGGAAACCCACUGCGCAGUCCCCAACGUCCCGUCCCUUCUGGUCGUGAGCCCCACCCGCUCCGACACGGGACAUCGCUCCGAUGCACUGCAGCUCAGACCUCUGGUUAACUACGCCGCCAUCUCGCGUUCGCCAACUGGUCACACGGAUUCCCCGCAGACAUCGCAUGGCUUUAGUACCGUGUCCCUGCCUGUAGAAGAGGAGGUUGACGGCCCUCCAUUGGGCGAGGGGAAGAACGGCGGGCUGCUGUUAGUGGAGAGCCAACCGGAGGCUGUCCCGGGAUCCAGCCCUGAUUCGCCGCGCGUUAGAAAAUGGCGACUGCAAGUACAGGAAACCGCAGACGCCGACACAUCGCCUAUAGCCACUCUCAGUCCACCGCCCAACCCUCUGACCAGCAUCAAGCUGUUACCCAUCCAUCCACCCAGUCAGGCGUCUUCUUUCACACCAACGCAGGCUCCUUUCAUCCGUCACAGUGCUGAGAUUUGCCAAAGUGGGAGUGAUCAAAAUGUGCAGUCUUCUUCAACACAGGGGCUAGUCAAAAGUCCCAUCUACGUGAGCUCCAUGGGUCCGCCCAAGCCGGUGCCGGGAGAAUCGGAAGAGGAGACCCUGAGGAAGAAACGGGAGUACUGGAGGGUGAAGAAGAAGGAGCAGAGGGCCAGGAAGGCCAUGAGGGACAGGGAGCUGACGGAGAAAAGGGCGUCGGUCAACUGGAGGCCCAUCCUCCCCACCGGUCAGACGGACCUGCUGCACGGGAUGGACACACAGGAACAGGAUCCUGACCAUUGGCUUAAUACAGCAGAGGACUCUGAACUUCUUCUAAGUACUUCCACAGAGACAGACAUGGGCUACUUCCCUGACUCAAGCCAUAUGGAACCUUUAGAAGACGAAUCAGAGCUUCUUCACCCGGACGACGGCACCGGUGACGGCUACAACGCCCCGUUCUCGGACACCGUCUGGAGGAACCGCUACCUCAUGGACUACGACCCGCUGAACCAGCUGCUGGUGUGCAUGGUGUGUGGGGACCUCCAGUACUCCCACAGCCUGGAGGGAGUGCGGGCCCACAUCGAAGACGCCCACCCGGACACGCUGAGCCUGGACGCUCCCGAGCACCACCGCAUCCUGGAGGCCUGGGACGAGCAGGUGUCCAGGAGGGAGCGCUUCUUCACCAGCCAGCUGCAGCAGCACAGCGGUGCGAUGGGAGUGGACAGUGCCAGCCUCCCAGCCGAAGUGGAAGUCAUGGUUGACACGGAGGAAGCGGCGUACGCGGCGAACAGCAAGAGCUCCAAAGCCAAACCCACGAGGAGACUGUGAGAGCAAAGAAGCACAAAUGGCUGUAAGAUGGCCCACAUAGUGUGGCAUUGGAAGAUAGUUUUGGCAAGUAGAAGAGGAAGAGAACCUAACUGCUGGUUCCUUGCUUUAGAGUGUGUGUUUUCUACAGAGCAGUUCAUAGCUACAACGGAUGGACUCCUCUUGAACUGUGUACCAGUGUAAGGGACCGUGAACCACAAGUGACACGUUUUACCUCAUUAACUUUGGGAUACAUGCACAGACGCUUUUGAAAACGCUGUUUUAUAGUGAUCGUGAUUCACUACUACAACCCCCCCCCCCCCCCCAAACAAAACGUUAACAUGUUCGUGAGGGAUGAUAAUGGCUUCUAUUGUCUUUGGGCUGAAGCACAGUCCGGGUUCUCCCUAAGCCAACAGCGAUGGGUUAACUUCAACCUGUGGUGUAUGUGGCCAUGACAAACGGGUCAGUAGUGGUCCGCAACCUGAAUCGAUGGCAUGUCUUUGGGUUUUAUUCAUCAGUGUAUCAGGAUCAAAAUGGGUGAUCAGUUGUUCUGUGAUUGAUAUUUGUCUGUACAUACAGUGCAUUUUAUAAUUUUGGUUAAUAGUACAUAAUUUAAUAUUUCUCACCGUUCCCAGUAGGUUCUGUACUGAGUUAAGAAUAAUUUGUUAUUCAGGUUUAAGAUGUCCGUUUAAAAAAGACUAAAUCACAAGGGACAUACUUGCAUGAUGGUAUAUUCAAAAUGUGCCCUAUAAAGUACUGAUUUUUCUUUUUGUUUAUGCACCAUACCUGUAACACUGAAUUAAAAUUAUAUAUAUAUAUAUUCUGGCACAUUUCAAAACAAAAUCAGUUUUCUUAAACCAUUGUACUGGAAUGUAAAAUAAGGUUCUUCCUUUUUAAAAGUUUUUUUUUGCAAUAGUGAUUUAUGAGAAAUGUAUUUCUGCACUGUAAAUACAACAUAAUAUUUAUGUUUAAAGGGGUGGUGAAAUACCAAUGCCCUUUUAAUGUAUUAUUUCAUUACCUAUGAAAAAUAAGCUUAUCACUUUAUGGUUGCUCACAUUGUUUCUGAUCUGAUUCAUAUUUCGUAGUAGUCUACAGAUACUGUGUACAUUAACUCUUUAAAUGUCUUUCUUUAGUCUCAACAGUCAGUGGCACAAACACUGUGUUAAUGUCAAAAACAAUCAAUUAUCAGCUUUUUUUUUUAAAUUUAAUUUUCUAUUUCUUUAUAACUCCAGAAAACCUGAAAAGAUCCAAUGGCCUGCUGGGAUGUUUAACAUUUUAUAUACUACCUAUAUAUGUAUCAGAUAUCAUGUGUAAGAUAUUUUUUAUUAUUUUUUGGUUCACCAGUAUGAAGAGGAAAAUGAAAAAAAAAAAAAAAAUACAAUAGAGCACAAAGCUUUGGAAGCCAGCCUUCUGUUUUCUUAAGAGACUGAAAAUGCAUUGAAAACAGGACGUACUGUGGUUGCGCCCUUAUACAGGUGUAACAGGAUCUAAAGGUGGAGGGACACUGACCAAGCUGUACCAUUUUACCUGAUUAGAUUGUACCUCUAAAUUGGUUCCCAUCUUGUUUCUGUUUAAAUGGAAUGUUCCAAUGCGUUUCCGGUAACCAAUAAACCCUUUUUUGUACCUUUUUAAAGUUGU
Messenger RNA from Esox lucius (northern pike), 7972 nucleotides. RefSeq lists its product as uncharacterized. Gene Ontology annotation, biological process: negative regulation of DNA-templated transcription. Bases 1418 to 6358 code for a protein of 1646 amino acids. The record is from RefSeq and is a predicted model, not a curated record. The transcript is spliced from 7 exons. Lineage: Eukaryota; Metazoa; Chordata; Actinopteri; Esociformes; Esocidae.